UGUCCUCCGUCUCAGUCUCCUUCAUCAGUGCGGCUCUCAGAACACUCUCAUCAGCUGUUGCACCCGCGCGGGGGGCUCAAGAAGUGGGGUAAACUUUCAUCCAAAUAGCAACCGGGAUCCCAUGUAGCUGUAGGAAGGAGCAGUUUUCCAAUCUAAAAUGGCAAAAAGGUUUCUCGCGUUUUUGGAGCCGCUCUUCUGGUGUAUGUGCAUCACUCUGUCGCCGGCUGCAGCGCAAAGGAGAGAAGAGAGUGGAGUAUCACUGUUGCAAUUAAUUGGUGAUCCUCCACCUGAUGGCAUCACCAAAGACUAUGGCUCCGACAGCCCUGGCUAUGUUUUUGGCCCAAACUCCAAUGUUGGCAAGUCCGCUGCGUCUCACCUGCCAAACCCUUUCUUCCGCGACUUUUCCCUCAUCUUUAACAUAAAACCAACGUCUACCAAGCCUGGCGUCCUCUUCUCUAUAACGGACCCAUCUAAGAAUAUCAUGUAUGUGGGUGUGAAACUGUCUGCCAUCGUGAAUGGCAAACAGGACAUCAUCUUCUACUACACCGAGCCAGACUCACAGAGCUCAUACGAGGCCACCAGAUUCCCUGUGCCUUCCAUGCUGAACACCUGGACCCGGUUUUCUAUCAGUGUUCGAAAUGAGCAGGUGGCCCUUUACUUCAAGUGUGACUCUGACCCUCAAGCCGUCAAUUUUGAGCGGUCUCCCGAUGAUAUGGAUCUGGACGCAAUGGCUGGAGUGUUUGUUGGUCAUGCCGGUGGAGCGGACAGUGAUAAGUUUCUGGGUGUCAUCGGCGAUCUGAGGGUGUUGAAAGACCCUGGAGCGGCUGAACGCCACUGUGAGGAAGACGAGGAUGACUCAGAUGGGGGAUCGGGUGAAGGCAGAGGAAGUGGUGGCGGCGGGUAUGAAACACCAUCAGUCCAGCCAACACCUCCCUCCUCUCCGCCACUCCAGCCGCCACCAGUGACCAACAAACUGCCAGGCUCCUACAGUGAAUCUCGACAAAUGUCUGGCUCUGGUGAUUCCCGACAAAAUUAUGGCUCAUAUGGUGAUUCUCGAAAAACCUCUGGCUCAUAUGGAGGUUCUCGACAAAUGUCUGGCUCUGGUGAUUCCCGCCAAAAUAAUGGCUCAUAUGGUGAUUCUCGAAAAACGUCUGGCUCAUAUGGAGGUACUCGAAAAACUUCUGGCUCAUAUGGAGGUUCUCGACAAACUUCUGGCUCAUAUGGAGGUUCUCGACAAACUUCUGGCUCAUAUGGGGAUUCUCAACAAACUUCUGGCUCAUAUGGUGUUUCUCUACAAACUUUGGACUCAGUUGAUAUUAUCAGGCAAACUUCAGGGUCAUCUGAUGGUUCUAGACAAGCUUCAAACACUCUAAGAACAUCAGGCUCAGCUGAUGAUGGCCUGCGGUAUUCUGUGGAGUCCAGGCUUGGUUCAACAGGUUCUACUGGAGCAAGAGGAGAGAAAGGAGACAGAGGGGAGAAGGGUCCCAAAGGUGACAUGGGUUCUGCGGGGCCAAAGGGCGAGUCGGGAUCUGGAUCUCUGUCUAGUGGUGUUCUAAAAGGAGAUAAGGGUGCCAUUGGAGAGAAAGGAAUGAAGGGCAAUCCCGGUUUUGGUUACUCUGGAUCAAAGGGUGACCCUGGCCUCCCUGGGCCACCGGGGCCUCCUGGUCCCCCGGGUCCCAGUACAGAGGUAGAGGUGAGGGGAGAUGGUUCUGUAGUGAAGAGUAUGGUGGGGCCGAGAGGACCACCUGGACCACAAGGGCCGAGAGGACCUGCUGGCCCUGCUGGAGUCGAUGGAGAGCCAGGUGACCCUGGUGAAGAUGGAAAGGCAGGUGCUGUUGGACCUCCUGGUUUUCCUGGAACUCCAGGGAAUGCAGGAGCCAAAGGAGAUAAAGGUGAACGAGGAGAAGGCCAGCCUGGACCCCGUGGGCCUCCUGGCCCCCCAGGACCCCCAUCUCGCUCUGAUAGGCCUACAUUUGUGGACAUGGAGGGCUCUGGAUUUGAUAUGGACGUUAUGCGGGCAUUGCCCGGUUUGCCAGGCCCACCUGGUCCUCCCGGGCCCCCUGGUCCUGGGUCUUCGGGCUCUGGUGGUUUUGGUCCUCCUGGCCCCCCUGGGCAAAAUGGGGCUCCAGGUCAAACGGGACUACCAGGUCCACCAGGUGCUGAUGGAAAACCAGGCUCACCAGGCACAAGAGGAGAAAAGGGUGACCCCGGAGAUCUGGGCCUACCUGGACCUGUGGGAGAGAAGGGUGCUCAAGGUUCUCCUGGUUCUUCUGGACUCCCAGGAGAGAGUGGGCUUGCUGGUCUUCCAGGACCAAUGGGACCCGUCGGACCACCAGGGCCACCUGGUCCUCCUGGCCCAAGCUAUCAAGUUGGUUUUGAUGAUAUGGAAGGCUCAGGAGUUGGUCACUUCGGUUCAGGAGUCAGAGGACCAGUGGGAAGACAGGGACUUUCUGGUAUCCCAGGACACCCAGGUAAGCCUGGUUUCCCUGGAUUUCCUGGUGAAAAAGGCAGUGAGGGACCUCAAGGAAGAGAUGGCCGUCCUGGGCUGGAUGGCUUCCCUGGACCACAGGGACCAAAGGGGGACAUGGGAGACAGAGGAGACAGAGGUGAACCUGGUCGAGAUGGGACUAAUCUUCCAGGUCCACCCGGCCCACCUGGACCUCCUGGACAAAUUAUUUAUAGACAUUCUGAAAAUUAUGAUAGAGCUGGAGCAGGACCUCAGGGUGGGCCUGGUCUUACUGGCCAAGCAGGAUUCCCGGGCCCAAUAGGACCAAAAGGUGACAGAGGUGAGCCUGGUGCACCAGGCUAUGCCAUUAAGGGGGAGAAAGGAGAACCUGGACUUAUUAUUGGACCUGAUGGUAACCCAUUUUACCUAGGUGGAUUGACAGGCCCCAAAGGUGAAAGCGGGAUUCCUGGACCUGUUGGCCCUCCUGGGCCAUUUGGACCUCCUGGUUUGAAAGGUGAAUUUGGAAUGCCAGGCAGACCUGGCCGUCCAGGUGUAAACGGAUAUAAAGGAGAAAAGGGAGACUCAGGGUCUGGCUCUGGAAAUAGCUAUCCAGGUCCACCUGGUCCGCCAGGACCCCCUGGUCCUCCUGGGCCUGCUGUGCCCUUGGACAGAUUCAGUAGAUAUGAAGAUUUUGCAAGGCAGUAUCCAGCUGCGAAAGGGGAGAAAGGAGACCAAGGAGCCCCUGGUAAUCCAGGAUCUCCAGGUUUUGCCUCUGACUUUGAUAUCUACUCCCUUAAGAAUGAGAUGAAGGGAGAGCGCGGUGAUCCUGGUCUUAAAGGCGUGAAAGGAGAACCAGGUGGUGGAUUUUAUGACCCGCGUUUUGGAGCUGUACAAGGACCACCAGGAAACCCCGGACUUCCUGGGCCUAAAGGAGACUCAAUCAGAGGGCCACCGGGACCUGAGGGCCCACCAGGAUCACCUGGGGUUGGUUAUGAUGGUCGUCCAGGAAACCCAGGUCCUCCCGGACCUCCUGGUCUACCAGGGUCACCAUCCUUGCCAGGGCCCUACAGACCAGCAGUCAAUAUUCCUGGACCUCCAGGUCCUCCUGGCCCUCCUGGAAAUCCCGGCCAAGGUUCUGGGCAGGUGACUGUGCUGAGGUCUUAUGACAUAAUGAUUGCUACAGCACGCAGACAAACAGAGGGUGCUCUCAUAUAUGUUUUGGACAGAAGUGAUCUCUACCUCAGAGUUCGGGAUGGUGUUAAACAAGUGAUGCUUGGUGAUUAUAAACCAUUAUAUGGAGAUCUGAACAAUGAGGUGGCAGCAGUCCAGCCUCCCCCUGUUGUUCCGUAUCCCCAAGACCACAUAGCCAACAAUGGAGCAGAGCCGAUUUCUCCACCACACCAGCCGAUUGAUUUUCCAAGGAGGGAGCCAAAUCAGCAGUAUCCCUCCCAACCCGAACCUAGAUACCCACCCCACACUGAUAACAGGUACAAUCCUGUGCAACCACAAAUCAGAUACCCGGUCACUCCUGGCCGCCAUCCCAGUCCCCCUGUCAAUCAACCUGAAGGCCACACCCACACCUCUGGACCAGGGUUGCAUCUUAUUGCCCUGAAUGCUCCACAAGUUGGCAACAUAAGAGGCAUUCGUGGAGCAGACUUCCUGUGCUUCCAGCAAGCUCGGGCCGUGGGACUGAAGGGAACAUUCAGGGCCUUCCUGUCCUCCAAACUUCAGGAUCUCUACAGCAUUGUCCGCAAAUCUGACAGAGACACACUGCCAAUUGUGAACCUCAAGGAUCAAGUGCUUUUCAGUAGCUGGGAGUCUCUCUUCAGUAAUUCACAGAGCAGGAUGAAGGAUAAUGCUCCUGUCUACUCAUUUGAUGGCAGAGAUGUCCUGAGGGACAGUGCCUGGCCAGAGAAGAUGAUCUGGCAUGGGUCCAAUGGCAAGGGUCACCGGCAGACAGAUAACUACUGUGAGACAUGGAGGGCCGGAGACCAUGCGGUGACAGGCCUGGCCUCCUCCCUGCAGGCAGGCCAACUCCUCCAGCAGACCUCCAGCAGCUGCUCUAGCUCCUACAUCGUGCUGUGCAUCGAAAACAGUUACAUGACACAGUCCAAGAAAUAAAGCCGUCCACAAGAGUUUUUGAACACUCUAAACAACUGCAGUCCCAGUUCAACUCCAAUAGAUGCCUGUGUCUACGAAUGAAAAUAUAUAUAUAUAAACUAAAAAUGUAAAAGAACUGAUUCUGCCUUUACGAGAAUUUGCCCGUUGUCUGCUCCCGUAAAGCCAAAGAGGCAGUUGAACGUGGAGGGUUUUGCGCACUCUUAGGGCAUUGGCACAUAUUUUUCAAGAGGUUGAACCAGAUAAGUGAGGCCAACUGAGGCAGUGUUUUAAGUGUAUUCAUAAAAUAUUUUGUAUAUGAAUUGUUUGUUGUAUGUGUUGUUUUUUAAUGUUUCUUUUAAGAGGUCUUAAUUGGUAUAUUUAACCAAUUUUAGCUACAUAUUGUUGUGUAACUUUUUCCACUUAUUUGUCCAUACAUUUUCCAUUUUCAUCCAAGAUUUUAUUUGGAUACCAAGGGGCAAAUAUUUUGCUAUAGUUAUAGGGAGUAAAACGAGAAAAUAUUUAUUUCGCAAUGAAGAGAGAUCAAAUAUGAUUUGAAACAGAAAAAAAUCUAAACUUGUUUUGCUGUUUUAGUUGGCACUUUUUACAGUUUAAUUCUUCCACAGAUAAAAGUGUGAAACUGAAAUGGUUAACUUUAGCUAAAAAUGUUAACUCUCUCAAAAUAGUCCAGAUUGUAUACUGUAAUAAGGUGCCUUGAAAAUUGCAAUAUGUCUCAAAAGAGUCCAGUUGGUAUACUAUAAUAUGGUGUCUUGAAAAUGUCAAUAUGUCUCAAAAGAAUUUUGUAUAAUUUUGUGAACAAAAUUAUUUUAAACACUUCUGUCACAUUUAUGGGGUCACAUGUGUGUGUGUGUGUGUGUAUAUAUAUAUAUAUAUAUAUAUAUAUAUAUAUAUAUAUAUAUACACACACACAUAAUUAUUGUUAUUAAUAUGAAGUUUUACAUUCUUCUUAGGGUCAAUGCUUUUCUGGUUGAUUCCAGAUUUUUUUUUUUUUUUGUUUGUUUUUCCCGAUAAUACAAAGUGGACGGCAUAAGAGGGAAGCUGCAAGAGUUUUUGUAUUAAUAAAUACUGAUGUAGAAAGAACGAAAAUAUUUAGAUAACUUGUCAAUGAAUUGUUUAGACAUAAAAGAGCUUUUGGUUGCAUUUGGUGAUUUUCACUGAUGAAAACGCUGCUGACAGUGUUGUUUGGGAGAGACAUAGAUGUAUUUUAUGAAGACACUUUAUUUUCUAACCAUAUGGACUUUCAGAUACCUAAUCCACUGUAGUGCUUCUGAUGUAUGCGGUACAACCCUGUGGACCUUCCAAGUUUCCAUGUGCUAUACCAUGUCUCAGAGGCACUAAAUAAACGAUUUUGUUUUCAUUUGCCACAA
Molecule: messenger RNA, 5931 nt
Organism: Xyrauchen texanus (razorback sucker)
Lineage: Eukaryota; Metazoa; Chordata; Actinopteri; Cypriniformes; Catostomidae
Product: collagen alpha-1(XVIII) chain-like
Exons: 43
Coding region: 158-4567 (1469 amino acids)
Source: RefSeq, a predicted model, not a curated record